Molecule: messenger RNA, 2031 nt
Organism: Linum tenue
Lineage: Eukaryota; Viridiplantae; Streptophyta; Magnoliopsida; Malpighiales; Linaceae
Source: the annotation of a GenBank genome assembly
ACCGAGGCCCACCGAUAUCGGGUAGGGUUUAAAGCUCAAAACUUUGCAGUCUCUCCCGCGAUAUUCGUCUCUACAGUCUAUCCUGCACCGCUCCCAACUAUCAAAACCGGCGGCUUUCCUUUCGAUAGAGGCAAAAACAAGCUUCAAGUUCCAUAUAAAAAAGCUAGGAGGAAAGCAUUGACUGCUGGGUCGGAGCAAUACGCCAGCCCCGCACUUCCCUCUUACCUUCUCUGCUCACUUCCUCUACCCACUUUCACUGUAGAGAAGAGAAUUAGAAGAGACGGAGGAGGAGAAGGAUACCCAUACAACCUAAUCUCCUUAUUCGCUCAGAUUCCUUCUUCGGCCGAUUUGGUCGGUGCCCAUCUGCAGAAUUUGGCAUUUGAAGGAACCCAUUUUGUUUUUGUUUCUGUUUUACCAGGCGGGGAGAGUGACAAGAGUAAUUUAGGUAUGGGUAGGGGUUGCGCGCAAGUUGCUCGACGGAAUAACGGAGGGGUGGCGUUCUCUAGCUCUGGUGUCAAGGUGCAGCUUUUCCUCCACGAGGCUACGGAUGCUGCCGUUAAGCCGAAAGCUCGUAGCAGCAAUGUCUUCUUCGCCAGUGUCAAUCAGGUCGGGAAGGGAUUCGGGCUCUCUUCCUCAACGAAUUCGCUGGAGAAUUCCUCUACCGCCGUGCUUACUGCUGCUAAUGUGCAGUUGAAGCUGGUGUCAAUAGCUGAGCCUCCUCUGACUGUAGAGAGCAGCAGCAAUGCCGAGCUGCAGCUGGGCGAAGUUCUCGACACGGUGGUGCAGACCACGAAGAAGAACAAGAAGGGUGGGUUUAAGUGGAGAAUCAAGGUGAGGAAUCCGGCGUUGAGGAGGCUGAUAAGUGGGGGUAUCGCGGGAGCUGUUUCGAGAACUGUUGUUGCUCCUUUAGAGACCAUAAGGACUCAUUUGAUGGUUGGGAGCAGCUGCGGGCAUUCCUCGUUCGAAGUGUUUGAUAAUAUUAUGAAGUCUGAAGGCUGGACUGGUUUGUUCAGAGGCAAUUUCGUUAAUGUUAUGCGUGUCGCUCCAAGCAAAGCUAUCGAGUUAUUUGCUUAUGAUACCAUUAUGAAGAACUUGACCCCUAAUCCUGGGGAAAAAUCGAUGCUGCCAAUUCCUGCAUCCUCAAUUGCUGGUGGCCUAGCUGGUAUAACUUCCACCUUCUGCACAUACCCCCUCGAGUUGCUCAAAACCCGAAUCACAGUACAGAGAGGAGUAUACGAUAACCUGCUCGAUGCCUUCGUAAAGAUAGUCCGACAGGAAGGGCCCGGGGAGCUAUACCGAGGUCUAACCGCAAGCCUAAUAGGGGUAGCGCCAUACACAGCAGCCAAUUACUUUGCAUACGACACCAUGAGGAAAGCUUACAAGAAGGCUUUCAAGACCGAGGAGAUCGGAAAUGUGAUGACCCUUCUUAUCGGGUCGGCUGCUGGUGCAAUGUCGAGCGCUGCAACUUUCCCUCUGGAGGUGGCGAGGAAACAAAUGCAGGCUGGGGCGCUCAACGGAGGGCACUAUCGCAAUCUGUUCCACGCUUUAUCUGGGAUCCUUGAGAAGGAAGGAUUGGGAGGCUUGUAUAGAGGGUUGGGACCAAGCUGCAUGAAGUUAGUACCUGCUGCUGGUAUAUCAUUCAUGUGCUACGAGGCUUGCAAGAAGAUACUGGUUUUGGAAGAGGAAGCUCGCGUAGAGCAAGCAACGGGUUGAUGAGCAUCUUGUUUUUCUUCUUCUUCUUCCUCUAGGGGCUAGCUUCGGAAUUCGCCUAGAUACUAUUUGAUAAGGGUGUCAGUUUGCCCUAAGAGAUGUGACCUUUGUUCUUUUAGAUUCUAGGCCAAUAACUCUUUGAUGAGUUUGCUAGAGAGCUCUUGUGUUGUAUUAGUGGGUAUUAUGGCUCAACAUUCUUCCCUUUCCACCUGAAAAUCGAGGGAAGAGAUCAUUCACCAAUUUUGUAGGUACACUAAACUUAAAAGGCAUGUUAAUGAUCGUUGAACAUUAUUAGUGAUUGUAUGCUCGUUGGUCUCAGUG